Messenger RNA from Sphaerodactylus townsendi, 3063 nucleotides. RefSeq lists its product as uncharacterized. The transcript is spliced from 2 exons. NCBI's taxonomy places the organism in Eukaryota, Metazoa, Chordata, Lepidosauria, Squamata, Sphaerodactylidae. Gene Ontology annotation, molecular function: DNA binding; protein dimerization activity. Bases 123 to 2213 code for a protein of 696 amino acids. The record is from RefSeq and is a predicted model, not a curated record.
GCAGCCUCUCACUUCUCUGUUUUUAGAGCUGCAGAAGUCGGAGCCGUCGGCCCCGAAGCCUGUCGGAGUUUCGGGAGGAACUAUUCUUGGGCUUUCCCCGGAUUCGUUUGGAGCGGGCCCCGAUGCCGAAUCAGAAAAGUUUCGUGUGGCAUCACUACACCGAAAUCACCGACGGGAGGAAGAUAGUUGGCAUAUGCAAAUACUGUGGCCAGACGUAUGCAAAUAACGCCACCAGGAUGAAGAAACAUUUGACAACUUGCCGAAACUGUCCGGAGGAAAUCCAGUCCUUGUACAGGAAGCUGCUGCCGAGUGGAGAAAAAAUAACUGUGAAGAAGCUAUUUCAGCAGUCACAAGAACUUAGUAGCUCCAACAGAACAGCAAACCUGCCAAAUGUGAAAAUGGAAAGGCCUGAGCUGCAGGGGCCUAGGGAAAGAGAGGCGGGGCCGUCUUUUUCUAGAUCGGUGUCCGAAGAAGAUUUGCAAACUGUGGGUAUCUGUUUAAAACAGCCAAGCGGGUCCUCAAACCGUGCAGACAAAAUGUCCAAAGAAGAUAAAGAAAAAGCCGACGAGACAUUGGCCCGCGCUAUAUUUGCAAGCGGCGCCCCUCUCUCCAUAACUGAAAAUCCAUACUGGAAGGAGCACUACAAGCUAAUAUGCCCGUGGUAUAAACUGCCGUCACAUUAUCGCUUAUCACAUUCUCUUUUAGACCGAGAGUACGGCAGAGUUCAAACCAUGGUCGUCCAGAGACUGGGCCAAGCCGAAUCACUGACACUGAUGUCAGACGGAUGGGCCGACAUGCAAGGGAAGUCUUUGCUGAAUAUCAUGUUUGCAACACCCAAGCCAGUGUUCCUGAAAGCGAUCGCUAGCAAAUCUUCUCGCCACAUGAGCAACUACAUAGCCAAAGUGCUGAGUGGCGAGAUUCAAAGUGCAGGUCCCUCCAAAGUGCUGGCGCUCGUAACUGAUGGUGGCGCUAACAUGAAGGGGGCGUGGCAAAUUUUAAAGGCAAAGUACCCACACUUGAUUGUUUUUGGCUGUGUGGCUCAUGGGUUGAACCUGCUGGCAGAAGACAUCCUAAGUCUGAACACGAUGAAAACAAUAGCGGCCAACUGUAAAGCCAUUGCGAAGGUGUUCAACAACCAUGUCGCUAGCCAGACACUGAAGAUAUUCCAGAGGGAGAAGCAAAGAAAGGAAAGUUUGUUUUCUUGGCCUGCUGGAACUAGAUGGGGCUCAAUUGCCAAGUGUUUAGACAGCUUGCUGCAUUUAAAGGACUGUUUGCAAAGUGCUUUGACAGGCGACACGUUGUCCCACGUUGUUCCUGUGAAUAUUCGUAAGCAGAUUCUUGACAACGACAUAUUUUGGGUUCAAGUUGAAGGCGCGUUCAAUUUGCUGUUACCCAUUUCGGCCGCUCUCCAGAAACUUGAAGGAGAAAACAACCUUUCCAGUGUCACAGGGAUAUUAGGAAAACUGAAUGCCAGUUUAAUUGAUCUUUUGCCGUCUUCCCCUUUAUCCAAAAACGAAGCGGCAGCGGUAAAACAAAUGUUUCUGGUGAGGUCUGAAUUUUGCUCUCAUCCAGUUCACUUGGCAGCCAACCUGUUGGAUCCUCGACAAAGGGCCCAAAAUUUAUCAGAAGAUGAAUUAUUUACUGCUCUCGAUACGAUUAUGGAAGUAGCGAAGAGCGUUCCCAACCUCAGCGAACUAACUGUGAUGACCGACCUUGCGGAGUAUCGUGCCAAAGAAAAACUUUGGAGCAAAGACAUAAUUUGGAAAGUCGCAGAGAACGUUUCUCCCCUCACCUGGUGGAAGGGAUACUGUAGCACGCGACAGCUGUCCACAAUCGCCGUGAGGAUCCUAAGUAUUCCACCGGCCAUUUUGCAUGAGUCCAACUGGAGGGCUUCUAGCUCACUCAAGACACAAAGGGGGAACAGACUAACACGCAGUCACGCUGCUAAGCUGCUUUGCAUUAAUCAAAACCUUUCGCUGUCCUCGCAGAAUCAGCUAUACACGCCCGUAGUAAAGCAAACUAAAUGCAGUGAGUGGCCCACAGACUCAGUGCAGGCAGAAACAUCAUUCAGUGACACAGAAGGCAACUCGAGCAGCUCCGAACUGGAUUCGCUUCAAUCCGAACUGGAAACAGCCUAUGUCGGAAGCACCUCUACAGAAAGUGAUCACGAAGCCGAAGGGACCGCCAACGAAUGUUCGGCUCUACUGGAAUAAGAUGAGUGAACAACUGCUGCGUGUCACGCACGGGCUAACAUUAGUACAUGUACUGUUUUCAAUAUUCUGAUACUUUUUCUUAAAAUGGGAACAGUGUAAAGGAAGUAUGUAUUAUUAACUUAUCAGUGACGUUGAAUGUCCCUGAACAGUCAAACCCCCCUCCGCUCCCCCCAUGCUUGGCUAAUUUUUUAGUCCCCUCCCCAGAUAUCAAGCAAUAAAGGCCAAAUCACUUCAUCCUCGUUCCACCUAUGCUGGCCCCCAGGUUGCUUCAGGUUUUAAUAUUAGUUUUAGCGUGAAAGUUUUAUACUGCAUUAUUGAAUGUUUUUAACCUUGUACAUUAGCUGCCCCAAGCCCAACUUUGGUUGAGAAGGGCACGGAAUAAAUCUAAUAAAAUUUUAAAAUACAUGAAUACUCCAGGUGCUACAAAGCCCUACACGGCUUGAAACCCCCAGCCUUUUAGAAACAUCUACUUCCACACAAACCUACCUGACCACUACAGUUACCUAUGGGGGGAGGGGGCACUGCUCUGGGUGCCCCUGCAAUCUCAGACAACCCCAGGAAGGGCCUUCUCAGUUGUAGCACCAAUGUUAUGGAAUUCACUCCCCAGGAAGGUGUCUGUCCCUCCUUGUUUUCUGCUUGCGGGGGAAGACGUUUCUGUUUCGUCUGAUGCUCCCUAACUAACCCUCCUUCCCGUUUUGGUGUUUAAUUGUUGUUUUUAAAUUGUGUGAGUGUGUGUACCUGUGCGUAAAUUUAGAAAGAAUGUGCCAGUCCUUGUUUUAAUGUUUUGAUUGUUACCUACCUUGGGGCUUAAGUUGAGUGGAAAGGCUGAAUAAAAGGUUUUAAAUAAAAA